Ilex paraguariensis (yerba mate) is the source of this 840-nucleotide messenger RNA. NCBI's taxonomy places the organism in Eukaryota, Viridiplantae, Streptophyta, Magnoliopsida, Aquifoliales, Aquifoliaceae. The record is from the annotation of a GenBank genome assembly.
AUGGUGGUGCUGCUUUUGGGGUUCAAUAACUACAUUCCUCGCUAUGCAACUGCGAGGGGUCGAGCCAUACUCGGAGUUGUGAAUUAUGCAUCAGCAGUUGCUGGAAUCAGAGAUGAAACUGGACAGCAAUUGGGUGCAAGAAUUAGUUUUGGUGGGCAGGUAAACAACUACAAGAACACAGUAUCACAAGUCGUGAACAUACUAGGGGAUGAAAACACUGCUGCAAAUUAUCUCAGCAAGUGCAUAUACUCACUUGGAAUGGGCAGUAACGAUUACCUCAACAACUAUUUCAUGCCUCAGUACUACUCGUCUAGUCGCCAAUAUACGCCUGAACAAUUUGCCGACGUUCUUAUUCAACAAUAUUCCCGGGGAAUAAGGGCUUUGUACAAUUAUGGAGCAAGGAAAUUUGCCUUAAUAGGAGUAGGCCAAAUUGGAUGCAGCCCAAAUGCAUUGGCCCAAAAUAGCCCAGAUGGAAGAUCAUGUGUACAAAGAAUUAACAAUGCAAAUCGGAUUUUCAAUACCAAGCUCAAGUCUCUGGUGGAUGUACUCAACAGGAAUCUAACGGACGCAAAGUUCAUCUACAUUGAUGCUUAUGGCAUUUUCCAGGAUCUGAUCAGUUUUAGGGUUAUGAAAGCUGGAUGUUGUGGUGUGGGGAGAAACAAUGGCCAAAUAACAUGCCUUCCUUUUCAAAUUCCAUGCCGAAAUAGGAAUGAGUAUUUAUUUUGGGAUUCUUUUCACCCAACUGAAGCAGCAAAUAUCAUUGUGGGGAGGAGGUCAUACAGCGCUCAAUCUCCUUCGGAUGCAUAUCCAUUUGAUAUUCAUCGCUUGACACAACUUUAA